Messenger RNA from Trichoderma virens Gv29-8, 1581 nucleotides. RefSeq lists its product as uncharacterized. Bases 1 to 1581 code for a protein of 526 amino acids. NCBI's taxonomy places the organism in Eukaryota, Fungi, Ascomycota, Sordariomycetes, Hypocreales, Hypocreaceae. Gene Ontology annotation, molecular function: DNA-binding transcription factor activity, RNA polymerase II-specific; zinc ion binding; DNA binding. Gene Ontology annotation, cellular component: nucleus. The record is from RefSeq and is a predicted model, not a curated record. The transcript has 3 exons. Gene Ontology annotation, biological process: regulation of DNA-templated transcription; DNA-templated transcription.
AUGAUUCAUCUCAGGCGUCUGAAGAGAAAAUGUACUCGAGAGGUUCCAACCUGUGCUCUGUGCUAUCGUCUGGGAAAGACUUGCGAGUACGCUGAAACUGCAGCUUCGGACUCAACCAUAUCUACCAGGCUUAGUCACAUUGAACAGCUUCUCCACCUAGACGGGGUCUCUCCGUCUAGGACCUUUCCGGGCAUCAGUCCUGCCGCCUUCUUCCCUAGACCAGCGGAGGCCUUUCCGCUGCCCUUUUUCUUGGAUUCUGAGUUUCUGACUCCUCAGGGACUCAACUCUCUCUCUUGGAGUCACCACCCACAGCUUCAUCACAUGGUAGCUGAGCAGCUUGAAGAUGAUCGAGUAGCUCUCAGUGAAGGGUACCUCAAGACAGUGCAUAAAUGGCUGCCCAUUGUCAGCCGGAAGCGCCUCCUUAAUGAGCUGAAUAGCGAUCCAGCGGAAGCGGAUGGAUGUCUUGCCAUUUUUCUCCUGUGCAUAAAAUCAUUCAGCACUAGGGACGGAGAAUGUGCUAGGACCUCAUCAUGGUAUUUGUCGGCUAGGUCGCUUUGUUCAGAAGCAGAAUCGGCGGGCUUUGUCUCUCUAAGACUUGUUCAAUCUCUUGUCCUUCUAGCACUCUACGAGCUGUCCCAUGCCAUCUAUCCUGGCGCAUACCUAACACUCGGUCGCGCAUCGAGACUAGGUAUUCUUCUGGGCAUACAUGACAGGAAGAACAAUCAGUUGUUUAAGCCUGCGGAAACCUGGACUCUUCGAGAAGAGCAACGCAGGACGUGGUGGGCGAUAUUUUUGCUUGACAGACUUAUGAAUAUCGAAACAAAUCUACCGCUUACUGUUCCUGAACCAGUUCAAGACGAGCUAUUACCGAUCAACGAUGAGGAUUGGGAUGAAGGGAAGAUUGUUCCCAGUGAGCCUCUAUUCACCAUGUCAUUCAGCAGCUUAACAUCCGUGGGCUCCUUCGCAAAAAUGUGUCAGGCCGCCCACAUGCUUGGCAAAGUCAUGUCUCACAAGGCGAAUAAACGCUCCGUGCAUGACGUUGGGAGUCUUCUCCCUGAAGCUGUAGCACUCCAUUCGGCGCUGUCGGCGCUACAUCUGUCCAUCAAAGAAUAUAUUGCCGGAGUAACAUCUCCCAACUUUUCCAUCUCCGGCAUCAUUUCUCUUUCUUUGUGCUGCUCUGCUCAGCUUCUUCUCUACAACAUGUAUGGCUGCAACGAGCCGCUAGUUCUUAUCGAGCAAAGUCGAAUCGCCAUGGAGACGGAGAUGCAAAGUGUUAGCCUCGAUGGAAUCAAAUCCAUCUCCUUCAAUGUUAUGCCAGCAAUCGCACGCGCUAAUAUCGAGUGCCCUCUCAUAGCACAAUGCCUCUACCAUGUGGCGACGGAGUGUGCAUGGUUCGUGCGAGAGGAUCAUGAGCCACAGAUGUACAACGCCUUGGAGGAUGUUGUGCGAGAGCUAAGAUCUACUGGCGAAAAAUGGAAGAUUGCAACGGAAUAUCUUGCGUUGCUGCAACAGGCUGGCGUUUUAAGUUUGAUCAAUGUUGACACGGAUGCAUCGUCUACACUAACUCCAUCAUCUGGAUAA